AUGAAACAUUCUCGGGAUAUAGCGAAAUUGAUUCUAGUGAUAUUUAUCCAUCAAUUCAUAUCUGCCGUGGUUGCAGGUGGUGUAGAAUUCGCUAUUGCUUAUGGGAUGUAUCAUCAUUCUUCACGUACUAUAAAUCUUUGGGCUUUCCCGAACACAUUAUCUGGUGAUAUUUGUUUAACUUUAUUUGUUCAAAUUGGUUCAAAUUGGUUAACAGAAGAGUUUUUAACUGGAUGGGACUGUUAUAGAGGAAAAUGUGUCAAUAUCUCAUAUAUACCCUACUAUAAAAAUUUAAGCCCCAAAUGGAAAUUAUACUUGGAUUGGUUUUUUGAAGUUCCCUAUGGGUUAGUUCAUAAAUAUGAAACUCAAGAGAGCUUAAUUCAUGCUCAAAAUUUUACAAUAAGGCAUCGCCCAUUGGUAAGCGCUACUCCAUCUCUCGAUGAAGAUAAUGAAGAGGACGAAGAAGAUAAUGAAGAAGAUGCCGAUUCAGAUUACUCUGAUUAUGAUUAUGGUAAUACUGGCAUAGACAUCGAAAGACAACAAGUGGUGAUCAUUCCAGGGGUAAGAUUCAAACACAAACCUAAACCAGAACUAUACACUUUUAUUUACAGAUUGGGGAUUAGAUAUCCAGAUCGUAAUGCUUUUUAUAAUAUUUUUUGGUUAUUAUUUGAAAAAGUCAUUCGUGUUCAAAUAUUAGGUACUUUUUUAUUCAUCUUCAUUUGGCCACCUGCCAUUGGUAUUUUAAUAGGUGUUGGUCAUCAUUUACCACAUCAUCGUCAUGAGUAUUUUUUCCAUCAUUAUCCACAACCACAAGUCAUUAAAUUAAUCUUUGGUAUAGUCGUAGGAUUGGCAAGUGAACCGUUCAUUGUUUUAUGGAUUAUGCUAAGAAAUGAAUUUUUCGUUCAAAAAUUAACCCAAGUAAUGGAAGAACAAAGAUUAAUUGACGAACAAGAAAAUGAGAAAAAUAGAAGAACUGAUUUCGAUUCAAUUGGGUCAAAUGAAUCGACCGAAGUUGAAUCUGUAUCAUCUCAUGAUGGUAACAGUGAAAAUGAUUCGAAUGUGGAUAGUUCAACUCAAAAUAGUUGUAGUGAUAGUAGUGACGAUGAAGAUGACGCUAAUGGAAAUGAAGACGAAGACGAAGACGAAGACGAAGAUAAUGGGAAUAACAGAAUUAUAGAAUUUAUUACGCAUGAUAAUAAUAGUAAUAAUGACACAAUCACACCGGUUCAAUCAAAUGAAAGUCUAGCGACCUCUACUUCUGAGACUUCAAUGCAGAGUGCCACUUCAGCAGUUUCUGCUGGCUCACCUCCUUUAAGUGUAUCGAAUAUACCAAAGAUGGCAACGCUCGAUAGUGACGCUCAAAGUGAGAGCAAAGAUCCACAACCUAUUACAGAAGAUUCUUCAGGUACAGUUGCUGCUAGUGCCACCGAGGAUGAAACCCAAGAACCUGGGCAAAAGGCACAAGAAGACUUGAUAGAUACAGACACUGAAACUGAAGCAAGUCUUGAACAGGACAGUAUUUUUGUGGAUGUUAACGGUUCUGAGGCCUCAAGGAUCCAGACUGAACAAGAAGAGCAGAUAUCAACUAUAGCUGAAGAAGAAGAGAAAGAGAAAGAUGAAGAAGAAAAAGAAGAAAAAGAAGAAGAAGAAGAAGAAGAAGAAGAAGAAGAAGAAGAAGAAGAAGAAGAAGAAGAAGAAGAGAAUAGACAAGAGAAUAACGAAGAAUAUGUAGGAGAUGAUUUAGAAAAUACAUCCAUAGACACUGCAGAAAAUGCAGUACAAACUAAAAAUAAGCUAAAGCAAUUUUUAUUGGGUUGA
Molecule: messenger RNA, 1815 nt
Organism: Henningerozyma blattae CBS 6284
Lineage: Eukaryota; Fungi; Ascomycota; Saccharomycetes; Saccharomycetales; Saccharomycetaceae
Exons: 1
Coding region: 1-1815 (604 amino acids)
Source: RefSeq, a predicted model, not a curated record